CGGGCACCCGCCUCCUGCUCCUCUUUCUCCUGCUGCUGCUGUCCCCGGCACAGGUAUGGGGGUACGGGGGGGAGCAGCGGUGGUUCAGCUGGAGCCGGGCGCCUCCCGCCCGCCCUCGGGCUGCGGUCUGAGGCCACCGGAGGGGCUGUGGGGCGGUGGCGGCUGGGCUGCGCGGUGUCACCGCCGGGUGCGUGGCUGCGGUCGGCCCGGGUGCCCGGCUGGGAGCGCCCCUGAGAGCAAGCUGAGCCGUGCGGGCUGAGCGUGUGCCCCGCUGUUGGAGAAAGCGGCAGCUGUCCGAAUGCUGGCAGCUGCGAUGCGCCCUGUUAUGCAAUGCCGGGUGCGUGUGAGUAGCCGUGCAGUCACAUGCCCGCGCGGAGCCUUGCGAGUGUCACCGGUGCCUGGUGCGGUUUGCUGCGAGUGUUUACUGCGGAAGGUGGUGGCUCCCUGUGAGGCCUGCUAUUGAUCGGCGUGUCAGUAGAGAACGCGCUUCUGUGUGCUGGAAUUCCUUUGCUAAGUUGCUCUGGGGUAGGGUGGGUACGUCUUAAUGGCUUUCUCGGACAGUUUGUUUACCUCGUUGUCCAAGGCAGUAGCGAGAUGCUCUGCUUUCCUCUGGAGAAACAGUAUCCUAUACACCUCAGUGUCAUCUUUUUCUCCUCUAACUGACUUAGAAAUGCACAAAGUCAGGGUUUAUACCGAGCUCACUUUAAACUGCCAAGUCGGUCACCUCACGUGUGCUGAGGCUCUCCUGUGGUAGCAGCCUCUGCACCUCCUUGGAGAUGGAGCAGAAAGCAGAAAACCCCUUCUUCCAAAGAAGCUGGUUGUUUAUCAGUCACUCAUGGUCUCCAGGUGGGUAGCCGAUAGACUUUGCACCUGCCAAGCACUCCUUCCUGUAAUGGUUUUGGAGGGACAUACUGAACAACGUAGGGAUGAGAUGCGGCCUGGGCUGGUGCAGGGCUGAACAGAUGCUGUGCUUCUGUAGCUCAGCGUCCUCCUCCCACCAGGGGUGUGAGAUAAGUUCCAUUGCAGAAGGAUCUUGUUGGUCUCUACAGGGCUUUGUGGUUUAUAAAAUGUUAACACGGCAAAGUGAAUUCACAAAACCGAAGCCUGUAUGCCUGGUGUAAGAAGGCAGAAUUGGAGGGGCGGAGUAGGGGAAUGAAAACAAACUCGGACUUGAAGUCUUUGCUGUUAUCUGUUAUUUACAGCCUAACAUUCCACAGAGCAGACCUUGAUGUCUCUUAAAGAGAAGCUUCAUCUAGGCUGUACCUCUCUAGUGCUUGCUUGCAGAAGAGAAACUUUCUGAAGGUUAACUCAUUCCCUCUCAAGCAUGCUGGUAGAAUGUUUUCAUGCUUUCAGUUGUGGUGUGGGCCAAACUCGUGUCAGGUAACCUGCUGCUGGCUGGGAGCUAACUACCUACCUAAGAGCUGCAUUGAGAGCCUUGGCUUUUAUUCCUGUUUUUUCAAUGUGGACUGUAAGUUCUUGCUGUUCUUUUCUCUAAGUUAGGGAGUAGAGCAUACCAAGUCUCUUAAACUCUUGUUCUCUUAUCAACUUCUUAAUGUGCUAGAUGGCAUUUUGUGUGCUUAAUGUCAGCUGAUGCAGUUGGUAAUUAUACCAAAACACAGGCUGUCAAUUAGUGGUUAAGCAAGGCUGGACACUUGUUUCCCAUCUGUAACUGGGAUCCAAAGCUAUGAGGUCAGAUUAACUUAAAUGUUUCUGAAAUCCUUACUGCUGGACAUCAGUGGCUGAUGCUGCUCAGUCCCAGCCUCGUCAGAUGGCCUGCAGUUUUGUGUGUGGCCUCUGGUGGGAAGGUCUGAAAUGCCUCUGUGGAGGAACCUGCAUGUCAGGGAUGGCAGCAUAGCUUCACAACAGGACGGUAAGAGUAGGUGCUUCCUGGAAAAUCAGGAAUGACUUGUUCGUAGUCAUUCUGGAUGGAAAGUGAGGGAGAUGUCUUAGGAGCUGAGAAAUGAGUGACGUGAAUGAGUGGAACAGCACUUGACCUGGCAGUAGCCAAAACACUCCAUCUGGGUAUUGUUACAGUUCCUCUGCAGGGCAUCACGGAUAUUUUCUUGUGCCAGCUGCUGUCGGGGCCUUGUGCUUUCAGACUGUGCACGCAAUAGUGCAUCUGUCUUUUCCCCCAGUAAAAUCAAGCCAUUGUCAGUUAAAACCAGCCUGCUUCCCUGGAUACUCAGCUACCAUCACUACUGCAGCUUUCUCUUCCUGCUAGACCUUCAUGUUCCUGCAGUGUGCUUGGAUAACUCCAGAGCUAGGCCUUGCUUUGCCUGACCAGGACUACCUAAUUAUUUUUUCCUUCCAGAGGGGAACAGUCACUUACCUGUGGGCAAAGGAACAAGAGGAACCUAGCUGAUGGAGCUUGUCUCAGGACUUGAACAGAGUACUGGAAGAGACAGCCUACAUAAUCAUUGCUGAUGGCUAAUGUUUCUGGAAGCACUGAAGGUUAUGGAUUUGUUUCAACGUGCCACUGAAGAAACUUGGACCGAAGUACUUCCACAACAGUGUGUCUGGUACGGAGAAUGUGGAGUUGCAUCUGGAGACAAGAGAUACAACUGUGCUUAUGAUGGACCACCUAUAGCUCUACCAAAGGGUGGCUAUGACUUGAUGCAGAUCUAUCUUGUAGCCCCAGCUGUGUGAAGGUGAUAGACUGCUGUUUCUAUUCAGGAGCUCUGUCCAGGUUUAUUCUUUGGCAAUGUCAGUACUUGCUGUGAUAUCCUUCAGCUUCAGACUUUGAAAAACAACUUGCAGCUGCCUCUGCAGUUUCUUUCCAGGUGUCCAUCAUGUUUCUACAACUUGAUUAACCUCUUCUGUGAACUGACUUGCAGUCCAAAUCAGUCUGAGUUUUUGAAUGUUACAAGCACCAUACCUUAUUAUGAUCCAGUUUCGAAAGAAAACAAAAGCAGUAUUACAGAGCUGCAGUACUUCAUUGGAGAACGCUUUGCAAAUGAAAUGUAUAAUGCCUGCAAAGAUGUUGAGGCUCCAUCAAGUAAUGUUAAGGCAUUGGGGCUGCUGUGUGGGAAGGACGUCAAGGACUGCAAUGCUACCAACUGGAUUGAGUACAUGUUUAAUAAGGAUAAUGGACAAACUCCUUUCAGCAUUAUUCCUAUCUUUUCAGAUGCUCCUGUCCGUGGAAUGAAUCCUAUGAACAAUGCUACCAAAGGCUGUAAUGAGUCUGUGGAUGAUUCAACAGGACCGUGCAGCUGUCAAGACUGUUCAAUUGUUUGUGGUCCAAAACCUCAGCCUCCUCCAUUACCUGCUCCUUGGCUUUUAUUUGGUUUGGAUGCUGUGUAUAUCAUCAUGUGGAUCUCUUACAUGGGGUUUCUACUCAUAUUUUUUGCUCUAGUUUUUGGAGUCUGGUGUUACAGGAGGCGGCAUUUUGUCUCUGAGUAUACACCAAUUGACAGUAAUGUAGCCUUUUCUGCGAACUCUCAUCGUGAUAAUGGGAAAAUUACCUGUGGUGAGAGGCUUGGUGAAAGGUUUGAGAAUGGCCUAAGGAUGACAUUUACAUCAUGGGGUGCUUUCUGUGUCAGAAAUCCGCGCCCGGUUAUCCUCUUCUCUGUGGUCUUUAUUGCUAUGUGCUGUUCAGGCUUUGUAUAUAUUAAAGCAACUACAAACCCUGUAGAUCUCUGGUCAGCUCCAAGCAGCCAAGCCCGCAAGGAGAAGGAGUACUUUGACAAACACUUUGGGCCUUUCUUUCGUACUGAGCAACUUAUUAUUCAAGCGCCAAACAGCCAUCCAGACAUCUAUUCACCUUACCCAUCAGGAGCAGAUGUGCCUUUUGGACCUCCACUCAACAAAGAUAUUCUCCAUCAGGUGCUUGAUUUGCAAGAUGCUAUUGUGAACAUAGCUGCGUCUUUUGACAAUGAAACUGUUACGCUGAAAGACAUUUGCUUGGCUCCUCUUGCUCCCUACAACAACAACUGCACUAUAUUGAGUGUACUCAACUACUUCCAAAACAGUCAUUCUGUUCUAGAUCACAGUGUGGGGGAUGACUUCUUUGUCUAUGCUGACUAUCACACUCACUUCUUAUAUUGUGUUCGGGCUCCGGCAUCACUGAAUGACACAAGUUUGCUUCACGAUCCUUGUUUAGGAGCAUUUGGUGGACCUGUCUUUCCAUGGCUGGUGUUAGGGGGAUACAAUGGUGAUAACUAUAAUAAUGCUACUGCUCUUGUUAUUACUCUUCCUGUUAAUAACUACUACAAUGACUCCAAGAAGAUAAUGAAAGCCCUGGCGUGGGAAAAGGAGUUUAUUAACUUUUUGAAGAACUAUGAUAAUCCAAAUUUGACUAUAUCAUUUUCUGCUGAACGGAGCAUUGAAGACGAAAUCAAUCGUGAAAGCAGGAGUGAUGUCAGCACUGUUGUAAUAAGCUAUGUUGUAAUGUUUGUGUAUAUCUCCAUAGCUUUGGGACAUAUCCAGAGCUGGGGAAGGCUGCUGGUGGAUUCAAAGAUCUCCCUGGGCAUUGCAGGCAUCCUGAUCGUCCUGAGCUCAGUGGCAUGUUCCAUAGGCAUUUUCAGUUACUUUGGAGUUCCAGUGACACUGAUUGUGGCAGAAGUUAUUCCCUUCUUGGUGCUGGCUAUUGGGGUGGACAACUUAUUUAUUAUAGUCCAGACACUUCAGAGAGAUGAGCGUCUUGAGGGUGAAACUCUUGAUAAGCAGAUUGGCAGAGUCCUGGGAGAUGUGGCACCUAGCAUGUUUCUCUCAUCUUUUUCUGAGACCGUGGCAUUCUUCUUAGGGACACUGUCUACCAUGCCAGCAGUCCGCACGUUCUCCCUGUUUGCUGGAAUGGCUGUGCUCAUAGAUUUUAUCCUUCAAGUCACCUGCUUUGUAAGUCUCCUGGGCUUGGAUAUUAGGCGCCAAGAGAGGAAUAGACUAGAUAUUCUGUGUUGCAUCAAAGGCAGUGAAGAAAUGAGGGGAGUCCAACGCUCCGAGAGCAUCUUAUUUCUGUUCUUCAAAAACCUCUAUUCUCCAUAUUUGCUUAAGGAUUGGAUGAGACCAAUAGUGAUUGCCUUGUUUGUGGGUCUUCUGUCAUUCAGUACAGCAGUGAUACACAAUGUAGAGAUCGGACUCGAUCAGUCUCUUUCAAUGCCAGAUGAUUCCUAUGUAAUGAAUUACUUCAAACAGUUGGGCAAAUACAUGCAUGCAGGUCCUCCUGUCUACUUUGUUCUAGAAGAAGGGCACAACUACACCUCUCUGGAAGGGCAAAACAUGGUGUGUGGUGGAACGGGAUGUAAUAAUGAUUCACUUGUCCAGCAAGUCUUCAAUGCUGCAGAAAUUAGUAGCUACACAAGGAUAGGCUAUGCCCCAUCAUCCUGGAUUGAUGACUAUUUUGACUGGGUGAAGCCACAGUCAUCCUGUUGCAGAGUCUACAAUACCACGGGACAGUUCUGCAAUGCUUCAGUCACAGAUCCAUCCUGCACUCGUUGUCGACCACUGAGUCAAGAAGGCAAGCAAAGACCACAGGGUGAAGACUUCAUGACAUUUUUGCCAAUGUUCUUGUCUGACAACCCUAAUCCUAAAUGUGGCAAAGGAGGACAUGCUGCAUAUAGCUCAGCUGUUGACUUGAUAAAGAACAAAACUGAUGUUGGGGCUACUUAUUUUAUGACGUACCAUACUGUCCUGAAAAAAUCAUCUGACUAUAUUGAUGCUAUGAAGAAGGCUCGGGACAUAGCAGACAACAUCACUGAAACCAUGGGCAUCAAAGAGAAGAACUAUCGUGUGUUUCCUUACAGUGUGUUUUAUGUCUUCUAUGAACAAUAUUUGACAAUUGUGAAUGAUGCCAUCUUUAACCUCUGCAUCUCCUUGGGAUCGAUAUUUUUGGUGACAGCUGUGCUGCUUGGGUUUGAAGUAUGGGCUGCUGUUGUGGUUACAUUAACGAUUGCUAUGAUAAUUGUCAACAUGUUUGGAGUGAUGUGGCUCUGGGGCAUCAGCUUGAAUGCAGUUUCAUUAGUAAAUCUCGUCAUGAGCUGUGGCAUUGCUGUGGAAUUCUGCAGCCACGUGACGAGAGCAUUCACUGUUAGUACUAAAGGCAGUAGAGUGGAGCGUGCAGAAGAAGCUCUGUCUCACAUGGGCAGUUCAGUCUUCAGUGGAAUCACACUAACCAAGUUUGGAGGAAUUGUAGUACUGGCUUUUUCCAAGUCUCAGAUCUUCAAGAUAUUCUACUUCAGGAUGUAUCUAGCUAUGGUUCUGCUGGGAGCAACGCAUGGACUAAUAUUUCUUCCAGUUCUGCUUAGUUACAUAGGUCCAUCAGUAAAUAAAGCUAAAACUCGUGCUGCGCAGGAGAGGUCUAGAGGCACAGAACGAGAGAGACUCCUCUACUUCUAGUUUUUAACAGUGUUCAGUGGACUCUAUGAACUGUGGCUUAGGCCCAACUCCUCUUAAGAACUGAAGCUCAGCAGCGUUCUAUGACUAUCACACUGUAAGCACCACCUGACUUGACUCCUGCACACAUUCAACUAGGAGAUAGCAGCUGCAGCUUUGGACACGGCUUUAAACUCAGGAAAUGCUACGUGUGGCUCAUGUAACAGUAUUACUAAACCUAGAUGUGUUAAGAUUACUAAAACACUUCUGUUUUCAAGAGGUUGCGUCUCUUCUAGAUACUUAAACCAGCUGCAUUGCAAGUUGAACAGCUGUUUUGUAUGAGAAUGGACUGCUCAACCACUGACACUAAUUUUAAAUGCAGGUCAAUGCAAUUUUUGUCUCUAUUUUUAGGGGGGAAGCCAUCACAAGUUGUAAUAUUUUUUAGUACAAUUUGCCAAAAUGUCUUGUAUAUACUUUAUUAUAAAAUAGCAAUUUUGUAGUUCAAAAAUCUACUUAAAUGCAAUAAAUUAAGUUUAUACAUUCCAA
Molecule: messenger RNA, 6852 nt
Organism: Gallus gallus (chicken)
Lineage: Eukaryota; Metazoa; Chordata; Aves; Galliformes; Phasianidae
Gene: NPC1
Product: NPC intracellular cholesterol transporter 1
Exons: 27
Coding region: 2959-6330 (1123 amino acids)
Cellular component (GO): membrane
Molecular function (GO): lipid carrier activity
Source: RefSeq, a predicted model, not a curated record